Molecule: messenger RNA, 1603 nt
Organism: Mus musculus (house mouse)
Lineage: Eukaryota; Metazoa; Chordata; Mammalia; Rodentia; Muridae
Gene: Obox3
Product: oocyte specific homeobox 3
Exons: 5
Coding region: 167-1174 (335 amino acids)
Biological process (GO): regulation of DNA-templated transcription
Cellular component (GO): nucleus
Molecular function (GO): DNA binding; DNA-binding transcription factor activity, RNA polymerase II-specific
Source: RefSeq, marked validated
AAAACAGCCAGAGGAUUUAGCAAGUUACAGCAACCGUCUGGAUUCCUGGCAGAGGUCCAAGUCCUGGAUUGUAUAGAGAACCCGACAUCAACCAAUGGAGAGGCCUGCUUCUAGGACGAAGGUUCUCCAGUACAGGAACAUACUCCAAUAAGUUCUGAACACACACAUGGCCGAAGGCCCCUCCUUGCAUCCAAAACUCCAAGUGGCUUCGAAUAUACCCAUAGAACUCAGUUCCCAAAUACCUCAAGACCCUGCAAGGAACUUAGCUUUUCAAAUGUGUCAGAAUCCCCUAAUGACUCCAGGAAGUACAAUGCAAUCAAGACUUUCAGUCCCUGAAAGGAACCUACUUCAGCAAGAGUCUCAAGGACCAACAAGACAAUCAGGUCGUAUGCCACUGUCAGAUAGAUAUGUUAACAAACAAACUGGCCCUAUGGCUUUAAGAAAGUUUCGAAAAGAACGCACUGUGUACUCCAAAGAACAGCAGUGCCUGCUGCAAAAACAUUUUGAUGAGUUCCAGUACCCAAACGAGAAGAAAAUUGUGGAGCUGGCACUAUCAGUUGGUGUUACAAAGAGGGAGAUCAAGAUCUGGUUCAAGAACAACCGAGCUAAGUACAGGCGGAUGAAGCUCCAGAAUAUAAAACAAGCACUGCCAGAGACAAAUGAAAGCUCUAAAGCGGUUUCUGAGUCAACCCAUUUUCCUGGUUCCAUACCUGUUGUUGACUCGGACAAUGGAGAGUCCAUGUGUUCAGGCACAUUUGGUGAGGAUUCCAUUCCCAAACUCAACUGCAGCCAGGAAUCUUCCCUGCAUUGUUUUCAGGCCUGUGAUGGGGACAUGUGUUGUCCGCAAGAAUACCAAGAAUACCAAGAAUACCUGCUUCAUGGCCAUGCCCCUGUUACAGCUUGGAACUCUGGUCAAUCAGCAGCAUUUGAAUCUCAAACUGACUUAGCAGUAGCUGAAGUUCCAGUCGGCCUGGCAUAUGCCGCCCAAGCCCCAGAGGAUGCUCACAAUUCAGGUCCAUGUGAAGAUGAGCUCUGGCAAAGGAUCCUUGAAGACUUGGACACAUCAGAUGACUGGCUUACUCUGAGAAACCUCUCCACUCCAGUUUACACCACUGAGGUCCUUGACCAGUCCAAGCCUUACAGCCAUGAAGAAGUGUGUUAUACACACCUUUAGUGUCAGUAUUUGGAGAAAAUUUUAUUUUACUUUUUUAUUGGGUAUUUAUUUCAUUUACAUUUCCAAUGCUAUCCCAAAAGACCCCCCUACCCUCCCCCCUUCCCUUCCCACUUCUUGGCCCUGGCAUUCCCCUGUACUGAGGCAGAUAAAGUUUGCACGACCAAUGAGUGUAAUCACUUUGAGAGCACAUAAUUCGGAGUCCAUUGGUAGAAAAUGAUACUUUGUUUAGUAUAUAUUUGGGGUGGCUGUGGAUUCAUGCAAUAUAGGGACUCGCUAUCAAGUCUAACUCCAGUUAUAUGAUUACCUACGCCCUCUCCUUGCUUCAGAGGUCACUACAUGCAACAGGAACCCUCAUAUACAUGCAGAACUUGCAAUCAUAUGAUAGAAAAGCAAUACAUCUGAUAAAUAAAUACUGUGAGCCAACUCCCC